Klebsormidium nitens is the source of this 2947-nucleotide messenger RNA. The record is from the annotation of a GenBank genome assembly. NCBI's taxonomy places the organism in Eukaryota, Viridiplantae, Streptophyta, Klebsormidiophyceae, Klebsormidiales, Klebsormidiaceae.
AGACUCAGAGUCCUGGACUCUGGAGUCAAUGGCGACAGGCAGCAAGGAGGCUACCAUCCAUUGGCGCAUGUGGCAUCAGCAUCAGCAGAGCUCUUCACAAAGGAAAGGGAUCCAGGGGUGCCACUGCAGAUUGAAAGCUUGUGAGAUCUGCAACCCUCGACGGGCAGGCAACUGAGGGGGCCGUGAUACUCUGAGAAUUAGUCUCUGAAACACUCUGUCUUCUCAAAGCGUCACGGCAGACCCAGCUCUUGAUGUUGUCGGCGUUGUCCUUGAUACAAUUUGGGUCUGUACCGGUUGUGAUUUGGGUUUCUCAGCAACUGAUCCCAUUACUGGAGCAUCUAGAUAGCUGCAUGGACAUUGUAAUCCAGUUUACGUGCUGGACGGUCUGAGAAAAUUUGAGCUUGAAAAUCUGCAAACAAGACAUUGCAGAAGGAUAUAACGUUGCAGCGGUUGUUAGGCUUCUAACCUGGUCACAGCUGAGCCUUAGGGUCAAAGAGUUUCUGAGGGGGUUAAAGGGACAAUUUGCAAUACCCCACAUUUUCUUGGUUAGACAGCCAGGGAGGGAGGACUCCUCAGCCGACAUGCUGAAAGAACUGCUGCAAUAACCCUCACUAUCUGGUCAGCUCUUAAGACUAGAGUGAGGGUUUCACAUGGGGGGCUGUGUCUCCAAGAAGAGGGACACGCCAGGUGCCGCCCCCCAUGCACCAGCUGUGAAGAAGGGGCGCGGGCGCAAGAAGAAGGGGACCGUCGCUUUCCAGCUGCAGAAUGGCGUCACGCUUCCGGGGGCCGGCGGCGAAAAUGACGUCAGCAUCCGGCGAGUGCAGUCAGAGGCGGCAGUGAGCACAAGUCAAGUGACCCCUGAGACUGAUGAUCAGAGCAGCGUGGAUGCGGCGUCGAUGUAUGGGACUCCGGCGGGGACGCCCAGGAGCCGGAUGGCGCGUUUGCUGAGUGCAAACGAGGUGUUCCACGACUGCCAAGUCACGUUCACCGACUCGGAAGACGAGUAUGAGCUCGCCAACUCCGAAACCCUCGAGAACAUCUACGGCCAAAGCCCCGAACAGCGGCGAGUGCCCUACUCACACCUGCGGGAGCACUUCACCGCGCGACUGCCGUCAAUACCCUCUUCUCUGGGCCCCGACCAGCCCUCCCCAUCCGGGGGGGGUAAAACGCCAGAGAGGAACGGGGGGGAGAACGCGUCAAACAUGCGAGAGGUCCGGGACGAACAGCACGAAAUCAGAACGAUGAGUCGGAGGAUGUCGGAUCCGGGGCCGGGACGGGGGGGUCGGAUCGAGGAGAAACGGCCCCCCCCGCUGCGUGUGGGCGACACUCCGGGGACCCCUCGGGGGGGGACCACCGAAGAUGGGCACGUUUUGCCGCAUCUCCACUUUCCGAAGAUUCUGCGGAAGACGUCGACGGGGAGCCGGAAGCACACCCCCGAAAAGAAGGGGGGGCGCCGGUGGAGCGAACCGGAGCCCCCCGAAGAGGAGCCGUCCACGUCGGGGGGCAUCGUGUGCCUGCCGAAGAUCCGCAUCGGGCUCGAGCGGCCCGACAGCCGGCGGAGCAGUUUUCGGAAGGAAAAGAAGUUUUCGAUGUUCGGGCGACGGAGUUCGGGAACGGGGGGGUUCGGCGAGGGAACGCCGGAUGGGCGGAGGAGGGUCGUGCGCAUGCCGCGGUUUGGGGAGAGUGUGAGGGCGUGCGAGAUGGGGCAACUAGAGGAGGGGUGCUGGACGAAAGUGGACGCGGCGAGCUUCGUGUUGAGGGGAAAGACGUACAUGAAGGAUAAGAAAAAGAUCCUGGCCAUGAUGCACCCGAUAUACGAGCUCCUCGCGGUCGACGUAUACCACUCCGUCCGAAAGCUUAUGCACGUCGCCCAGCUUAUGGACAUCCCGUGCCGGGGCGAGCCCUUUGGGCGGGACGGGUUACCACGCGUGUUAGUGGUCAACCUGCAGUUUCCGCUCUACCCCCCGAGCAUUUUCGGGGGGGCGGAGGGUCAGGACGGGGAGGGGUUCAACGUGAUUCUGUGCUUCCGGUUGAACGAGGAGUUUGAGAAGAAUCCGCCCCCGGCCGCGUUUGCGCUGCUCAAGCGGUUUCUGGGGGACGAUCAGGAGAAGGUCGGGCUGAUGGGCAGCCAGGUGUCGCUGCGCGAUAGGCUGAAGCUGAUUGCGAGCAUGCGCAACGUGGACGAGGUCGACAUGAGCCUCACGGAGCGGAAGCUCGCGACCAACUACAACGGGAAGCCCGUUCUUUCGCGCCCGCAGCACGUGUUUUUCCAGGAGGACAACUACAUGGAGAUUGACAUUGACGUGCAUCGCUUUAGCUUUCUGGCACGCAAGGGGCUCGAGUCGUUCCGGCAACGGCUCAAACAGAUGGUCAUUGACUUUGCGCUCAUCAUCCAGGGAAACCGGCCGGAGGAACUCCCCGAGCACGUGCUGUGCUGCGCCUGUCUGAACAAGUUCGACUUCGUCAGCCCCUCCCUCUACGUUCUCGACGAGGAACAUCGGGAGCGUCCCGACCGCACGCCCCGAUCAUCCGAAACGCUGAGCGUCAAGAUGUCCGGAACGCCGCGCACAAUCUGAUGGUCCGAAACAUGGUCCGGUCAUCCGUACGGAAGUAGACGUCGUUCCAAGCUUGGAGUGCCUAGAUUCCUGCAACACCGCACCGUUGCAAUUGCCCGGAAUUGUUCGUACCAGACCUGUAUAGUGUCAGACUCAGUACUUGGCGCCGGUUCCAUGCAUAGUUGCGCACUUGUUUGAGAACACGCUUGUACUAGGAUUAGCCGACGUUCGAAAUCCUGAGCGUUGAUGCCCGAUUCUUUCAGAACGCUCAUCCUUUUGUAGUAUAGUGUCCGCUUCAUCUUAUAGUGCAACAGCCUGUACUAACGACUGAACCUUCCGUGCCCAAGCGUGAAGGUGUCCGCAGCCAUUCUUAUGGCCCUUUCAUUGCUCAG